This is a messenger RNA of Lolium rigidum, 1249 nucleotides long. Its product is annotated as GDSL esterase/lipase At5g03610-like. Bases 28 to 1092 code for a protein of 354 amino acids. The transcript is spliced from 5 exons. The record is from RefSeq and is a predicted model, not a curated record. NCBI's taxonomy places the organism in Eukaryota, Viridiplantae, Streptophyta, Magnoliopsida, Poales, Poaceae. Gene Ontology annotation, molecular function: hydrolase activity, acting on ester bonds.
UGUGCUCGCGCCGCCAUAGCAAGCAGCAUGAAGAUGCAGGCGCUUCUCUCCGCCUUCUGGGGCGUCGGGCUCCUCCUUGUUCUUUGUGGUGCGCGUAUGGGGUCUGCUCGGCACAACUGGCAUGCGCCGCAAACAUUGUACGCCUUCGGUGAUUCGUUCGUCGACAAUGGUAACCUUCGACGAUCGCCUGAGUUGGGUGAGACGUCGCGCCAAUGGUUCUUUCCCUACGGUGUCUCGAAUGACCAGGCAACGACUGAUGAAGAGAAAGCCACCGGCCGCUUCUCAGACUACUUGGUUCAAUCCGAUUUCAUCGCGAAGAUGAUGGGGCUUUCGCUGUCCCCUCCGCCGUUUGAAAGCACGUAUGGCCAAACCUGUGGCCCUACCGGUAUGAACUUCGCCUAUUCUACCACCGGCGUGUUCCGGAUAUCAUUUUGGAUCAACCUCCGCGAGCAGGUCGACAAUUUCAAGACCAUGAUCAAAAGCAGGAUAAUCUCGAAAAAUCAUGUUACCCACUCUGUCGCGCUCCUCGCCAGCUCCGGAAAUGACUACAAGCAAUUCCGCUUCAUAAUGAACACCUGGCAGGUCACCGAUUUAGCCUGGAACAUAACGACUGAGAUCGCCACCAACGUGGAGCGGCUGCAAAACCUUGGGGUGAAGAAGAUCUUGGUGAACAAUCUGCACCCUCUUGGCUGCACGCCAUCCUUCAGCAGGAAAGAUAACUACAAAGCGUGCGAUGAAUGGGCUAACGAGGCCACCUCCAAGCACAACUACUUCCUAGAACAGAAGCUGGGCAACAAGAAAGGUGUCCUCAUAGUCGACAUGAGCUCCGCCUUCGAUCACAUCAUCGGUCACGGCAACCAAGACCUGGCUCAAGGCAAGCAGUUCAAGCACAUCAGAAAACCGUGCUGCGAGAGCGCCGACCACAAGGGCUACUGUGGACAGCAGGAUAAGAACUCCAACCCCCUCUAUUCCCUGUGCGAGGACCCCCGCCAGUACUUCUUCUGGGAUGAUGCCCACCCCACACAUGCUGGCUGGGAGGCCGUCAUGGCUCAACUCCAAAAUCCAAUCAAAGAGUUCCUAGGAGUUGCCUAGAAUUUGCGUCUUUAUAAGUUAGCACUAUCUAUAAUUAAGUAGGGUUUCUCGUGUAAUCAUCGAUGUAGCCUGGGAGUUAGCCCAGUAGCUUUAUAAUUCUCUCAAAUAGCAGUGUACCAGAUCACCUUUUUUAGCUUAUACUGGGAAGUUCACCUCA